Saitoella complicata NRRL Y-17804 is the source of this 630-nucleotide messenger RNA. RefSeq lists its product as uncharacterized. Gene Ontology annotation, molecular function: RNA binding; zinc ion binding. NCBI's taxonomy places the organism in Eukaryota, Fungi, Ascomycota, Saitoellomycetes, Saitoellales, Saitoellaceae. The record is from RefSeq and is a predicted model, not a curated record. The transcript has 2 exons. Bases 1 to 630 code for a protein of 209 amino acids.
AUGCAAGGAAGAAUAGCCAAAGCAGUCUUCUCCUCCAGCCAGCAAGACCAUCUAUCAUUCGCAUUCGAGGACUACCUCCGGACUAAUCUCAGAUUCGGCGCUCACAGUCCACCACAGCAUGAAAGAGCAGGAGCCAUUGUAUGCAAACAUUGGCUGAGAGGCCUUUGCAAGAAGGGCGAUCAUUGUGAAUUCUUGCACGAAUACAACCUGAAGCGUAUGCCUGAAUGCUGGUUCUUCAACAAGCACGGGUACUGUUCGAAUGGGGAAGAAUGUCUGUACUUGCAUAUCGAUCCAGACGCGAGGGUAGGCGUAUGUCCCUGGUAUGAGAUGGGAUUUUGUCCAUUAGGUCCCGAGUGCCGACAAAAGCACGUGCGGAAAACGAUGUGUGAACUCUGGCUGGCAGGUUUUUGUCCGGAGGGUUUGGAAUGCGAGAAUGCCCACCCCAAACACAUCAAGCCUCCACAGCCACCCCUACGAAGACAAAAACGAGAACCUAUACGAGAGGAAGCGACAACUGAGGAGUUUGCGUCGAAACCCAGGCAUCGGGACAUCUCUGAUGUUACUUGCUACAAGUGCAAUGAGAAGGGCCAUUAUGCAAAUCACUGCCCGCAAGGACGCCGAAACGACUAA